Molecule: messenger RNA, 1198 nt
Organism: Rhincodon typus (whale shark)
Lineage: Eukaryota; Metazoa; Chordata; Chondrichthyes; Orectolobiformes; Rhincodontidae
Gene: ccndbp1
Product: cyclin D-type binding-protein 1
Exons: 11
Coding region: 212-1108 (298 amino acids)
Biological process (GO): regulation of cell cycle
Cellular component (GO): nucleus
Source: RefSeq, a predicted model, not a curated record
GAAUCAUUAUGGAAGUCUGAAAAUUUUGACUUGCAGCACUUCUGGAAAAGUCUAGGAUAAAGAACCAACUGUCAGAAGAUUGCGGUUGAAAGAAUAUAGAGGAAAGUAGUUUGUUCCACUAACAGUAAUCGUUCUCGCUUUUUGGUUUUUCAGUUUAGAACAUUAUUAGUACCUUUCCUGUGCCAACAUUUGUGGCAAUACCACAUGUCCUAUGAUUGACCAGCACAUUGGUGAGUGCUUCAAAGCAAUAUCACAUGAAGCAACGAAGCUAAGUCUGGCCUUUUCAAAACCACCCUUACCAUCUGUACAGGACUGUCAGAAACUCACUGCAGACUUUCAGAAGAAUGUCCUUAAUUUAACCACUGUGUAUUAUUGGUUACCCAAGAGCCAAGGUGUAACUCUACGACGAUUAGUUCGAGAUGCCACAGUGGACGUAGUGGAGGGAGUCAUUCAGCUUUUAAAUGUGAUACUGAGCACACCCCUUCAAAGUUUAUCACAGGGCCAGCUGACAUCCACAGGGGGAGUUUGGGAAGCAUGUGACAGGUUUUCUAAAUUGCCAAAAGAUAACCAGGCAGCUGUUUUAUCACUGAUGUUGUCAUAUGCAGCUAUUGUGGAAGAUGCUUUGGAAGAAAUGGAACAGGCUCAGCAUGCAGACAAUCCAGAUCCAUUCAGUGAUAUUUUUGACGAUGCAGACACUCGAGAAAAUCGGGACACUUACUGGUCAGAAGCGGACAAGCAGGUCAUGGCUCCUUGCUUGGGACUAGUAAAAGCAGCCAAAGCAUGUUUGAAAAAGGUCUCUGCAGCAAUGAAAACUCAUGGGAAGGUAGACAGCUUGCAACACAUAACGCAGUUGGAUGAUUUGGGUGACAUUACCAGUGAAAUUAGCCCCAGUGUUGAUGAAUUGGUCUUGAGUCUUUAUCCUCCAAUGGACCACGUAACUGUGCAGAUGAAUGCUGCAAAUGUCACUAUGGUCUUGAACAAAGUUCUGGAAAUAGCCAAGUCUAGUCACGUGUGCCCUGAAUCUGAGAACAGCUGGUUGCAAUUUCUAAGUGGAGCAAUUGAACACAAUAUGGAUAAAGUGAAGGAUUUAACACAAGGCAGUACGUAAAUUUUCUAUAGUGCUGUUAGGAGCAAUCAUAGACUACAGAAGAAUGUUUAAGAAACACAAGGCAUUGAAUAAAAAUUGUGAACAUUUUAA